Bombus impatiens (common eastern bumble bee) is the source of this 3522-nucleotide messenger RNA. RefSeq names its product ras-related protein Rab-7a (gene Rab7). The coding region runs from base 506 to 1129 and encodes 207 amino acids. The record is from RefSeq and is a predicted model, not a curated record. Gene Ontology annotation, cellular component: late endosome; lysosome; phagocytic vesicle. Gene Ontology annotation, biological process: phagosome-lysosome fusion; endosome to lysosome transport. NCBI's taxonomy places the organism in Eukaryota, Metazoa, Arthropoda, Insecta, Hymenoptera, Apidae. The transcript has 7 exons. Gene Ontology annotation, molecular function: GTP binding; GTPase activity.
AGAACAGGUGACGACAUCGUUGUCAUACUCGUGAUUUCAUAACACGCCAUUUUCUUUGUGUGAAGCUGACCGAGAGAAAUUUCACUUACUGUUUUCUAACUAAUUCGAGGGCACUUGUUUAAUCUUUGAUGCUAAAUCUCAAUUGUCGAAAUCGCGUGUUGACAGGUUUUCAAGCAUCGCAGUUAAACGGAUUCUAUUUUGUGUCUGUCUAAUUACACAUUAACCGCCAAAAACAACGUAUUUGGAACGUCUCCGAGCAAUGAUUUUUUUCAAGUAAUGUACAUACGUCAUUGCAAGGGGAGUACUUUUCCCAUUCACGUUCAAUGAUUCACUAAAAAAAAGUCAUCUACCCGUGACAUUCGGACCAGUGUUUUGCGUUCGCAUCGUUUUAUAGUGCGAUUUCACGUUCGUAGACUGUUGCAUGCUAAUAGGAUAUUUAUUUAAGAUCAAGAAAUAACUGUCUAACAAAAUAUUCAGUUUAUAAUUCUAAUUGUAAAAGUUCACAAUGGCUUCUCAUAAGAAACUACUGCUUAAGGUCAUUAUCCUUGGAGAUUCAGGAGUUGGUAAAACUUCUCUUAUGAAUCAGUAUGUAAGCAAGAAAUUUAGCAAUCAAUAUAAAGCUACUAUAGGUGCAGAUUUUCUUACCAAAGAAGUAAUGGUAGACGAUAGGAUAGUUACUAUGCAGAUUUGGGAUACAGCUGGUCAAGAAAGGUUUCAAUCUUUAGGUGUUGCUUUCUACAGGGGUGCUGAUUGUUGUGUACUCGUAUUUGAUGUUUCAGCACCUAGUAGCUUUAAAUCUUUAGACUCCUGGAGAGAUGAAUUCUUGAUUCAAGCUUCUCCUCGUGAUCCAGAUAAUUUUCCAUUUGUAGUACUUGGAAAUAAAGUUGAUUUAGAAUCCAAAGUGAUUCAUGGCAAGAAAGCACAGCAGUGGUGUCAAUCUAAAAACAAUAUUCCAUAUUUUGAAACUAGUGCUAAAGAAGCCAUCAAUGUUGAACAAGCCUUCCAAACGAUAGCGAAGAAUGCUUUAGCUCAAGAAAGUGAGGUGGAAUUAUAUAAUGAAUUCCCAGACCAAAUUAAAUUGACCAAUGACCAAAGAAACAAUGGCAAGGGUGAUUCUUGUGCUUGCUAGGUCUUGGAGUGGUGAAAAUUUUGGACAAGCACAUAGAUGCACAGGUCAGAUCGUACAUUCGCGUACCUGCGCAUUUUAGGAAAUACUACAUCGAGCUUGACGUGUUUUGGAAGUCUUAAGCAUGCACCUUGGUUUCUUUUACUUAGAUUUCAUCCAAAAUAUUUUUAAAGCAUAUUUACAACUUUGAAAAAUUGUUUUCAUUGGAAUUAUGUGAAGUAUUGAAAAAAAUAAAGAUAUAUGUAUAUAUGUAUAAGGAAAUUUAUAAGCAAUGCAUUUUAAACAAUAAAAUUAGACAAAUUUUGUACCAAGGAGCAUCCAUUUGGCUUCGUUACAUGAAAGACUAUGUUGUAUUUUAUAUCGUGUGUUUGUGUUGAUACUUGGCUCGUCCAGCAAUACGUUCAACACAUUAUUUCCGAAAAUUGUAAUGCUCUCUUAUUAGGUAUGGCGAACAGUAUGAGCUGCCCUUUUUAAUUGCAUCUUUACAGCUCAUUGUCGAUGUCCUUCAUUGUGGGGUAACACUACAAUGUUUUUGAAUCACAUAGAUAUAACUUAUGUUGGGAGGAAAAUUCACGGGUCGGGAACACACUUAGCAUAACAAUUAGAUCAUCACAAGUUUGCUCAUAAUUCAUUAAGUACAAUCGCAUUUAUUGAGGAGCUAUAGAAAAUUUUUUGUGGGUAUAUUCGUUCGAUCAUUUCUCAAAUCUAACUUCCUGUCAAAUUAAAUGGAAAUUUAUGUAUUUUUUAACAUCAUUGAUACAUAUAGUGUAAAUAAUUUGAUGCAGUGGGAUUUUUAUUGAAACUUUGCGAUUAUUUAACUACCUCUGAAUUUUUCUAGCAAUGCAAACCUUGCUAAUUGUUAUGUCACUCAAGAUAUUGCAGUUUUCCAAGAACAUUACAUACAUUGUUCGCAUAAAUUUAAAUAACUGUGAAUUUGUUUAAUAACAUCACAAUGUAUGUGUGAUGGUAUUGCACGAUCAUCUCAAUCUCAAAAGGCUAGUGCGUUUUCGAGGAAAAAUUCCCUUUUUAAAAACAACUCAAUAAUUGGAUAAUUUGUUAUUUGGUACACUCAAUAUGCCCACAAUACUUGCAUAUUAGUAUUUUCGUGUAUCUUUAAAUUCCUCCCUAAAGUGAGAGUCCUGAGCCGCGCUGCAGUGAUUUUUAAACGUUUUAAUUCUAUGGAAACUAUUCAGAUGUAAUCAUAAAUUUUAUCAAAUAUUGUUUAAAAAGACAUUUUUAUAUUAAACAUAUCAUGCAGUGUAUAGUAGAUAUUUGAUGAAUUAUUUUUAAAAGUUAUAAAUUUUUGCUUUUAUUUUUCUUACAUUCAAUGUUAUUGCAUGCAUUAUAUUUUCAAGAUUAUUUAGUUUGUCCAAAAGAAUUCAUUAAUAGUUAAAGGGUAAUUUUAUUGUCAUGUGUGAAUAAUUUUUUUUUAGAAUCAAACUUUUUCAAUGAAAAGACAUUUGUUGUACAGCAACUAUAUUCUGUUGAAUUAAUACGUUUAUAUAAAAAAAAGAAAAGAAGGAUUUAUAAAAGUGAUAUUAUUAUUUGAUAUAAUUGUGCAAAAAUUAUGCGACGCGGUGCCGACGAUCACUUUCAUAUUUAAAAAAAAAUAUAAUUUUAGAUGUAAGUCACCAUCCUGAGAAAUUUAGAGCAGAAGAUUGCGUGAGCUGAAUUGAUACAUACAUAUAAGAUUUCUUAUGAGAAGGUUUAGUACGUGUAAUAUAUGCGUACUUCUAUGAUAAUAGUCCUGCACGUUGAAACGUGCGUAAUCAUACAUGUAUGCAUAUACACGUAAUAUAUAUGUAUAUAAAUGAUGAUGGUCAUGACGAUUACAAUUAUAAUUAUUAAUAUAAUUUUAUCGAAAUAUGUUAAUGAUAGUUAUUAAAAAUAUUAUCAUUAUUGCUGCUGCUGCUGCUAUAAAACUACUAUUGCUACUCUUAGUUUUAAGUGAACUAAAAAAAAAAAAAGAAGAAAUACAUUUAUUGCAACAAAAUCAUGAGCUGGUCGAAUUAAUUCGCUGAUAUAUCUGUGCCACGGAUAAUCAUCGUGUGACCUGAAACAAAAUAUAAGACUAUCAUUAUCCCUAUUAUGACUCGAUGUCUAUGUUGUUAUUAUGGAGAUGAAUGUCUGUUGAGAUAGAUAGUAAAUCUAGCAAACCCUGUACGAAAUAGCAUAUAAGAUUAAAAUAUAAUUCAACAUAACAUUAAUUUAAUAAUUGAAAGAUAAUGGCAAGAAAUGGCUGUUUUCAAGUAAAAGAAUAGCCUAUAACACAGUGUAGUUUUAUUCGAAAGUUUUAACAUGUUAUGUUUCAACCGAUGUAAAUUAAAUAUUUACCCCUUGUACGAUUGUAAAAAAGUAUUCGUUUUUAUAUAAUGCAAUUUUAUCUUUCCUUUGAA